UCCCAUCCAGCGGUGCAGAUCAACUCCAACCAACAUACGACCCCUCGUCCUGCUCCUGUGACACAGAGACGCCAACAUGCUCUCGCUCCUCUUGUUGUUUGGUCUGGCUCUGGGUGCUGUGUCUUCUCCUGAUGUGAAGCUACAGCGUGGCAACUGUCCCAUGUUCUGGUACAGCUUCAACAGCCGCUGCUAUAAGUACGUCGCCACAGACAUGACCUGGGCUGAUGCAGAGAUCUUCUGUAUGUCAGAGGGAGCCCACCUGGUGUCCAUCCACAAUCAAGAUGAACAGAAUUUUGUCAGAUCCCUGAUCCAGAACUUUGACCAUGCUGAGGGACCAACCUGGAUUGGAAUCAGUGACGCCCACAAAGAAGGCACAUGGAUGUGGUCUGAUGGGUCUGCAGUCAAGUAUACCUAUUGGUAUACAGGCACGCCAGACAGUGGACAAACCCAAAACUGUGCUUACACCAACUGUGUCACACAAUGGAAUGACUAUGAGUGUUCUACCUAUUUUCCCUCUGUUUGUGCAUUUCCUUUAACCUGUCCUUGCAACUGAGACAGUAACAUACAUCUGAUUGAACCUGGUCACUGUUCACCUGUUUCUUUGUUGACAUGCAUGUGGCCUCCACAAUAAAGACACAAAUGUACACUA
Molecule: messenger RNA, 649 nt
Organism: Epinephelus fuscoguttatus (brown-marbled grouper)
Lineage: Eukaryota; Metazoa; Chordata; Actinopteri; Perciformes; Serranidae
Product: lactose-binding lectin l-2-like
Exons: 1
Coding region: 77-553 (158 amino acids)
Molecular function (GO): signaling receptor activity
Source: RefSeq, a predicted model, not a curated record